Molecule: messenger RNA, 1263 nt
Organism: Thermochaetoides thermophila DSM 1495
Lineage: Eukaryota; Fungi; Ascomycota; Sordariomycetes; Sordariales; Chaetomiaceae
Exons: 4
Coding region: 1-1263 (420 amino acids)
Source: RefSeq, a predicted model, not a curated record
AUGAUACGCAUACUGCGGUCCUUUCGGGUAUUCAGGCCGCGCUGGAGCCGAGCCACGCGCGAAGUCAACGGUCAGGUCGUCCGUGUUGAGAAGGUCCGGAUCCGUAAGGCCAGGCCGUUGACCCGGAACUUGGGAGCCCUUACAAAGCUCGUCGCCGUUGCCCCGAUAUUCCUCACGACUACGUUUAUUGCCGGCUCCGUGUUGCUCGACGAUGACGAUGUCAGCCCUGAUGGGGAGGAAGGGAGACCAGAGGAGGGGCCCCGCAACAGCGAGGGGAAGCAUGGUGACCACUCUCAUGGUCAGGAGGAUGAUGACGAGGAGGACGUCGAAGAAGUCGGUGUGUUUAUUCCAUUCCCCUUCACUAUAACGCAGUUGCCCAGCCGGCAUUACACUAGGAGAGAGCUGGAAGAGAUGGCGAAGGCGUUUAAAGAACCCGGCUUCCAUAAGAAACUGCAGGAGGAAACAACGCGUAUUGUCCAAAAUGCCAUCGCUCGUAACGCCUUCAUCACAUUAAGAAUGGGGAAGAUCGUGGGUGUAUCCAAGACAUGGCUGGAGGUUAAUGUGCCCCCGGCGCCGCCGCCAAAGUAUGAGGAGUCGGGUAUCUGGAUCGGUCCGCACGGAAUAGAAUGGACGACAAUACCUCUUGACUCUACCAGCGUAAAAAUGCUACAGCGCGUUCUAUAUCCUCGGCCAGCCGCCCUUGCCACUUGGGCUUUCAUCAAAGCCUCGGCUCAAGAAGCCAAGGACAGGUUAGCCAACUUUUUAGGCUUCUCAGGCCACCAGCAACAGUCAGCAUCCAACGGGCAACCAGACAACAGGACUUUUCCUCCGACGAUAGGCUUCGUAGGCAACCGUCUUCCCCCUGGCUUCCCCGGCAGACCCCACAGAACCAACCAAUCCUCUCCGCAAAACAUGCGCCAGUCUGCAUCCCCCAUUAGCGGCAGCCCGCCCGGUCGCCCAUCCGACGGGCCUGUUAGCACAUCCGAAGACCAGACUUCGUCCGACCAGCCCUUCGGCGUGCCCCUUCCAAGCCUACCUGAGAGGGCGAAGAGGGAAGCGCUGGAAACGUUCAGAAAAGAAUGGAGACCAUUGCUAGCUGACCCUCCGCCCAUGAGCCUGUCCGUGCGGAACACCGUUCGUGUUGAGACGACUAGGGGGUGGGUGACGGUCGUGAUUCAGGCGUGGUAUAACACCAAGACGAGGCAGCUGGACAUGCCGUCUAUUCAUAUGCAUUUCGCGAGCAUUGCGUUGAAGUUGCAGUAG